UGUCAGCCGUCGCCGGGUUCACGCAGAGGUCCGUAGCUGACAGCCGGGUGCUAAACGCUAAAAGCUAAUUUUCAAGUGACCAUAAUAAUCGAACAGCUUUGGACGAUACAUUCACGUUUCUGUAGGCGUGCGGGCUGCGUUCCGUGUAAGCUGCGAGUCUCAGAGAGAGAGGGUGCUAGUUGCAUGAGUGAGCCUCACUAUCUAGGGUGGGGACAGUAACUUAAGAGACCUCGCCCCGUCGACCGCCUCAUUCCCGCAGGCAGCGAGCCGUGUGGCAGACCCGCUCCGCUCAUUUAGACCACUACUCACAGCUGGAACUGGUUAGGAUUGGAGAAAAAGAUAAAAACAAGUCAUAAUGUUCAGGAAAAACUUGAAGAAGGACCCGGAGCUGUUUCAAAAUGUGUCGGACGGGCUGCGGCGGCUGUACCGGACCAAGCUGUUCCCGCUGGAGGACGCGUACCGCUUCCACGACUUCCACUCGCCCGCCCUGGAGGACGCAGACUUCGACAACAAGCCCAUGGUGCUGCUGGUGGGCCAGUACUCCACCGGGAAGACCACCUUCAUCCGGCACCUGAUGGAGCAGGACUUCCCCGGCAUGCGGAUCGGCCCGGAGCCGACCACGGACUCGUUCAUCGCGGUGAUGCACGGCGAGCAGGACGGGGUGAUCCCGGGCAAUGCCCUGGUGGUGGACCCCAAGAAGCCCUUCAGGAAACUCAACGCCUUCGGAAACGCCUUUCUCAACAGAUUCAUGUGUGCUCAGAUGCCAAACGCUGUCCUGGAGAGCAUCAGUAUCAUCGAUACUCCUGGAAUCCUGUCUGGUGAAAAGCAGAGGAUAAGCAGAGGGUAUGACUUUGCUGCCGUGCUGGAGUGGUUUGCUGAGCGUGUGGACCGCAUCAUCCUCCUGUUUGAUGCCCACAAGUUGGAUAUCUCAGAUGAGUUCUCUGAGGUGAUCCGAGCCCUCAAGAAUCAUGAGGAUAAAAUGCGGGUGGUGUUGAACAAGGCAGACCAGAUCAGCACUCAGCAGCUGAUGAGGGUCUAUGGAGCACUGAUGUGGUCUUUGGGAAAAAUCAUCAACACACCUGAGGUCGUACGUGUGUACAUUGGCUCGUUCUGGGCCCAGCCCCUGUUGGUCCCUGACAACAGGAAGUUGUUUGAGGCAGAAGAGCAGGACCUGUUCUUGGACAUACAGUCGUUGCCACGAAAUGCAGCUCUGCGUAAACUCAAUGACCUCAUCAAACGUGCGCGCCUCGCCAAGGUGCAAGCCUAUAUUAUCAGUUCUCUGAAAAAGGAGAUGCCCACUGUGUUUGGGAAGGAUUCCAAGAAGAAAGAGCUGAUAUCCAACCUGGGAGAGAUCUACCAAAAGAUAGAGAAGGAGCACCAGAUCUCCCCUGGAGACUUUCCGAACCUUGCAAAGAUGCAGGAGCAGCUCAAUGGCCAGGAUUUUACCAAAUUUGCAGCUCUGAAGCCCAAAUUGCUGGAAGCGGUGGAGGACAUGCUCGCCAACGACAUUGCCCGUCUCAUGGCCUUGGUGCGCCAGGAGGAGGCUGCUAUGCCGAGUCAGGUUGUCAAGGGUGGAGCCUUUGAGGGAACCAUGAACGGUCCCUUCGGUGUCGGCUAUGGCGAGGGGGCCAGCGAAGGUAUCGACGAGCUGGAGUGGGUGGUGGGUCGUGACAAGCCCACAUACGACGAGAUAUUCUAUACCCUCUCCCCAAUCAAUGGCAAAGUGACUGGUGCCGCGGCCAAGAAGGAGAUGCUGAAGUCCAAGCUGCCCAACACGGUUCUUGGAAAGAUCUGGAAGCUGGCAGAUGUGGAUAAAGAUGGCUUGCUCGAUGAUGAUGAGUUUGCCCUCGCCAACCAUCUGAUUAAGGUGAAGCUGGAGGGCCACGAGCUGCCAGCUGCACUGCCCGAACAUCUGGUGCCCCCAUCUAAACGCGGGAUAUCGCUGGAGGCCUGAAGGUCUAGAGAGAGGGAGGGGGUCAGCCUGGAAGUUGGUGGUGUCUACACUGACGUCACAGAUUAGAGCUCUCCAAGUCCAACCAUGAACAUGAACAGCUUCAUCCUCCCAUCAAGCUGCAAGUGCCCAGGCUUCGUAACACACCAGGAGGAGGCAGUGCUGUGAUCUUUUUCACCAGAGAGAGACUGGAGGGUUUCUGGGAGGGGGGUCCAUCUUUGUGCAUUAGGGGAUAACAUACAAAUAUCUAUAUGGAGGCAAGAGGAGCAGUCACAGGACAGGAGUGGAUGAAGUGAUGGGGUGGGCUUGAACAUGAAUUUAUGCAUCCUGUGUAAAGAUGUCUUACAAGUAUACAGUCUAUAUAAUGAUGAUCCAAAGAAAUAGUGAUGGAGGGAAUGAAUUAAAACGGCUAUUAGAAUUACUUUAUCUAUAUUUUUGUAUUUCUUGACUGUUAACUGAGUCUUUCCACACACUUCCCUUUUUAUUUCUUUGCCAGAUAAAUAAAAAGGACUACUGUACUGUG
Messenger RNA from Cololabis saira (Pacific saury), 2474 nucleotides. RefSeq names its product EH-domain containing 1a (gene ehd1a). Bases 356 to 1954 code for a protein of 532 amino acids. Gene Ontology annotation, cellular component: cytoplasm; plasma membrane. The record is from RefSeq and is a predicted model, not a curated record. The transcript has 6 exons. NCBI's taxonomy places the organism in Eukaryota, Metazoa, Chordata, Actinopteri, Beloniformes, Belonidae. Gene Ontology annotation, molecular function: calcium ion binding; protein binding; GTP binding. Gene Ontology annotation, biological process: endosomal transport; endocytosis.